AUCUCCAUUUAUAAGGGCAACGAUUGUGAGAAAUCAACAGAUACACAUCGGGCUUCUCGUGAGUUUGGAUUUCAAAGUUCAACACAAUGACACUUUACUCGUCUGGAAGUCUUUUGAUAAGUCUUUUGUUUAUUAUUACUGUACUGCAGAGAGCCGUCGGUCAACAACCCAAAGAGGUUUGCCUGUUGCAAGUUGAUGAAGGACCGUGUGAUGACGCCAUAACGCGUUAUUACUACAAUACAAUCACCCAACAGUGUGAGGAAUUCAGUUAUAGCGGUUGUGCAGGAAAUUUAAACAGGUUUAAAUCCCUAAUAGAAUGCAGGAAAACAUGCUUCAGGAUACCAAAAAUUCCCCAGAUUUGUCGUUAUCAAAAGGAUGAGGGGCCCUGUCGUGCCAUCUUUAAGAACUACUUCUUCAAUAUGACCUCAAUGCAGUGUGAACCUUUCGACUUUGGUGGAUGCCAUGGCAAUGCAAACAACUUUGAAAACAUUCAGGCAUGUGUGGAAUAUUGCAUUCCUCCAAAAAUCCCUGUCAUUUGUCAAGACUUUUUGGACCCAGGGAAGUGCUCAGCUUCCAUACCGAGGUAUUACUACAACUCUGCCACAAAGACAUGCCAGGAGUUCAUAUACAAGGGAUGUGGAAGAAGCAGCAACAACUUCAAGUCCAAACAAGACUGCAUGGAUGUGUGCGGUAUCACUGGGGCUAAACAUUGGAAAAAACCAAUGAUAAGAGUUCAUAAAAAGUACAUAAAACGCACAAUGCAUCAGCCCAAAAGGGUGCAACAGGCCAAAUAAUUGUUCAUGAAGUCAUGUGCCACAUAUUUGACAAAGAUUCUUGCACUUAUUUUACAGUAGUUUAUAGAAGUUGAGGUUAUUCAAACAGGCAGUAUGUUCUCAACAAAAUAGGCAUCUGUGUCCAUUAUUAUUUGAUCACUCUGUGUACAUAUGAUAUUAAAUGUUCUUAGUUAAUCAUUUUUGUUUUAUAUUUCCAUGGAUUUUGCACAUGUGCAUUUUUUUGCAUUAUUAAAAAAGUAUUUGUCUUACACUGUUUUUUUAAAGUGAUAUAGCAUAAUGUUACUGACAUUGCAUUUCAGAUAGCUCAUUUGAGCUCUUUCUUUAACCAGAAUGCUUGAUUAACUAAGGCUGGCAGCUGCUAUCAUCUCAAGUCUAGCAGAAGUAACAUGACAGUCAUUUCAAAAUGCUAGUGACACUUAAAGUGACAAGGACAAGAAUGAAAAAUGAUUGUGCUGUGUUCAAUCUUUGGUGACUUUAUGGCUGGUCGCGCUUAAGCAAUAUUGUCUGUUAGAGUGAGUUACAUGGUUUAUCAUGCAGCUCUCACUGACCUUGGGUGACAUUUUUAUAUAGAUUUUAUGUAAAUACAAAUUCCAUUCUUAAAUAAAUGUGUGGAAUUAUGUUAUUCUUUUGUAUUAAUAAACAGAACAUGACCCAUUUCAAUGUACACCUACUUCUGGCUUUAAAUUACCCAGAAUUAACAAGCAUUUGCGAGUCUUUAAUUUGUAUAAAUCUUUUUUGUAACAUUUUUAGAUGUAUUAAUGAUCACUACCAAUUCAUGUUUUAAAUCUUGAUUCAGAAUAAUAUAUAUAUAAAAUUUGAUCUGUCACGUGCAAACACACCAUUAAACACACAUCAGUAUGAACUAACAUUACCAUCAUCACAUUAAAUUAUAGCUGCAGGAUAUCUUUAUUUGAUCUCGCAAUUUUUGACCUAAUAUUGACCUUAAGGCAUGCCAGUCUAUUGCAUACUGUGGCAAAUCAAAAACAAACACAAAGACAAUGUUUCAUUUAACGAAACAAAUAGCUUUCAACUGUGUUUGAUAAAAUUGCAAGUGAUUUUCUAGAACCAAAUUAGCAUUUUAGGAUGAUUACUCAAGGAUAUGGUGCUGGAGUGAUGGCUGUUGGAAAUAGGGCCUGUCUAGAUUUGUAUAAAAAAAUGACUUUUUUCAAAUAGUGAUGGUGCUGUUUUUUACAUCAGUAAUGUCCUGACUAUACUUUGUGAUCAGUUCAAUGACACUUUGGUGAAAUAAAGUACCAAUUUCCUUUCGAAACAGCAAAAUCUGUACAUUAUUCCAAACUUUCUGAGAUAUAUACUGUAUGUCUAGCUAAUGUGUAAUUCAAGUGUAGCUCAGUAUGUGUUUGACAACCAGUUGCAUCUCAUGACAUUUCAGUACGGAAGUAAUAAAUACUGUUCUUUAUUUUUUGCAUCAUCUCUUUGAUAUAUAAAAAAGAAAACAUUAAAAUAUAUCAGAUUCUAUUCUAUUAUUUUCUGAACUGCCUUGAAAAUCUUUUGAAAAUUAGCAUUUUUUUGAUCCAUUUCUGUAUAGAUAUUAAUGCUUGGUCACAAAAGACCUGAGAAUGUAAUGUUUGGUGAAACAGCCAUGCAUUCAAGGGUUAAAAUGUACUAACAUUUCCAUUUGCACAUCCAUUCGUAGCCACUAAAAUGCAGUGGCACCAUCAUCAAAU
Molecule: messenger RNA, 2479 nt
Organism: Xyrauchen texanus (razorback sucker)
Lineage: Eukaryota; Metazoa; Chordata; Actinopteri; Cypriniformes; Catostomidae
Product: tissue factor pathway inhibitor 2-like
Exons: 5
Coding region: 87-794 (235 amino acids)
Biological process (GO): negative regulation of peptidase activity
Cellular component (GO): extracellular region
Molecular function (GO): serine-type endopeptidase inhibitor activity
Source: RefSeq, a predicted model, not a curated record